Molecule: messenger RNA, 783 nt
Organism: Mugil cephalus (flathead mullet)
Lineage: Eukaryota; Metazoa; Chordata; Actinopteri; Mugiliformes; Mugilidae
Gene: tomt
Product: transmembrane O-methyltransferase
Exons: 4
Coding region: 1-780 (259 amino acids)
Biological process (GO): dopamine metabolic process; developmental process; catecholamine catabolic process
Molecular function (GO): catechol O-methyltransferase activity
Source: RefSeq, a predicted model, not a curated record
AUGGUGUCAGCUGCCAUUGCUUUGGCCUUCCUUCCCCUUCUGCUGACAUUAAUUAUCAGGUACCGCUACUACUUUGUCCUGUUGUACCGGGCUGUACUGGUCAGGAUAUGGAAGGACUGUGUCACUGGUCUGACCCGAGAGGAGCGGGCCUACCAGUACGUCCUCACUCAUGCCACACCUGGAGACCCAGACAGCAUCCUGGAAGCAUUCGAUGUCUGGUGCAGUAAGGUGGAGUUCAUCAGCAACAUUGGGCCUAAAAAGGGAAAAAUCCUGGACCGGCUACUGAUGGAGCAGAGCCCUCUGACGGUGUUGGAGCUGGGUGCUCAUUGUGGAUACAGCACUGUACGGAUUGCCAGGGCUCUCCCUUUGGGUGCCAGGCUCUACAGCAUUGAGAUGGACCAGAGAAAUGCUGCCAUCGCUGAGAAGAUCAUUCGAUUGGCAGGGUUUGAUGAUGACACGGUGGAACUCAUUGUGAAGCCAUCGGAUGAGGUGAUCCCUCAGCUGCGGUCUGAAUACAACUUGGAGAGGCUGGAUCUUGUCUUCAUGGAUCACUGGAAGAAAUGCUACCUCCCUGACCUGCAGAUGCUGGAGGGCUCUGGUCUGCUGGGAAAAGGAUCAGUGAUUCUGGCUGACAACGUGCUGUUUCCUGGGGCUCCAAAGUUCCUCAGACACCUUCGCAAGAGCGGCCUGUAUGAGUGGAAGAUCCACCGGGCCACGCUAGAGUACAGCAAGGGCAUCAGGGAUGGGAUGGCAGAGCUGGUGUACCUGGGAAUCAAGUAAAUC